Molecule: messenger RNA, 765 nt
Organism: Anisakis simplex (herring worm)
Lineage: Eukaryota; Metazoa; Nematoda; Chromadorea; Rhabditida; Anisakidae
Source: the annotation of a GenBank genome assembly
GUGGAAAUAAGCGAGUUACCGGUCGGAAUUUGGACACAAAGGUAUAAGGAGAAAGUUUUGGACGUGUUAAGCCGAAAUAAUAUCAUAACCAAUUAUAAGGAAUUGCAUACGGAAGAUUCGGUGAAAUUUUUGCUGGAAAUUCCAAAGGGCACACCAAAUGGACUGUGCUCGAACAACGCCGCCGUGUCAGCUGAUGAACGAAAACAAAAACUGCGUAAAGCACUAAAACUGGACAGUGUGGUGGGCACUUCGACGAUGGUACUGUUCGAUGAGCGAAACACUCUGCGAAAAUUCGAUGCAAUCGAAGAGAUUUUCGAGGUAUUUUUUGAAGUUCGUCGUCGAAAGUAUAUCGAACGACGUGAGCAUCAGAAACGUCAACUGCAGGCCAAACUGAGAUUCUUUGAGAAUCAGUAUCGCUUCGUUGAAAUGCUAUUGAAUAGAGAGUUGAUAAUCGAAGGAAAAAGUCGUCAAGAUAUAGAGGAAGCUUUAAGAAGCAGAAAUUUCGAAUCUGAUCCACUUCAUACGCAACAGGAUGAUGAUGUUAAUAAUAAUAGUGGUGGUGAACGUAAUAAAUCAAGCGCUGAAUUUGGGUAUCUUCUCGAUAUGCCGUUGAUUCGGCUGACUAGUGAAGAGGCAAAAUCGUUGUGUGAAAGGCGUGAUUCGAAGAGAGUCGAAAUGGAUCAGUUGGAGCAUACAGAUUGGAAAACAAUGUGGCGUGAUGAUCUUCAGAAUCUGCUUGCGGUAAGUGGUUGCUUCGUAAAGUGA